This is a messenger RNA of Closterium sp. Naga37s-1, 939 nucleotides long. Lineage: Eukaryota; Viridiplantae; Streptophyta; Zygnematophyceae; Desmidiales; Closteriaceae. The record is from the annotation of a GenBank genome assembly.
AUGAGAAUCUCUGCGCAAGCCCGUGAACAUGCCGUGCGUGAUGCGAUGCGCGCCGUGCAAGUGAUGCUCGGCGCAUCACCUCAUCAUGAUUGCGCCGAGCGGAUGCACGGCGUGCGUGAUGCGGUGCGCGCCGUGCAAGUGAUGCUCGGCGCAUCACCUCAUCAUGUUCAAGUUGAGCGGAUGCACGGCGUGCGUGAUGCGCUGCGCGCCGUGCAAGUGAUGCUCGGCGCAAGACCAUUCCUUGCUUCGCGCAUCCCCGUGAACACGCCGCCUUGCGCCGAGCGGAUUCACGGCGCACGUGCGAGGCGCGCCGUGAAAUUGAUGCUCGGCGCAUGCCAGGCCUUGCGCCGAGCGGAUUCACGGCGCACAUCGCACGAAUACGAUGCUCGGCGCAUGCCAGGCCUUGCGCCGAGCGGAUUCACGGCGCGCGCCGUUCCUUCCCUUUGCCCUCCAUUCCCUCACCCCGCCAUCCCCUCUCUCUGCCCUCCCUUCCUUCGCUCUGCCCUGCCAAAUCCCCUCUCUGUCAUCCCCUCGAUGUGCCCUCCCUUCCUUCACUUUGCCCGCCAUUCCCUCACCCCGCCAUUCCCGCUCUCUGCCCGACGUUCCUUCGCUCUGCCCUGUCAUUCCCCCUCUCUGUGCCCUCCUUUCCUUCCGUUUGCCCGCCAUUCUCUCACCCCACCAUCUCCUCUCAGUGCCCUCCGUUUCCUCCUUUGGCCUCCAUUCCCUAUCUCCAUCCGCCCCUCCCAGGGAAACUCGCUGCUCCUGCUCAUGUUUUCAUGCCCCACACUCUCCCCGCCCCACCCUCUCCCUAUCCGCCCCACCCUCUCCCUAUCCGCCCCACCCUCUCCCUAUCCGCCCCACCCUCUCCCUAUCCGCCCCACCCUCUCCCUAUCCGCCCCACCCUCUCCCUAUCCGCCCCACCCUCUUCCUUUUUUCUAA